Molecule: messenger RNA, 4176 nt
Organism: Lytechinus variegatus (green sea urchin)
Lineage: Eukaryota; Metazoa; Echinodermata; Echinoidea; Temnopleuroida; Toxopneustidae
Product: ubiquitin-fold modifier-conjugating enzyme 1
Exons: 4
Coding region: 48-560 (170 amino acids)
Biological process (GO): protein K69-linked ufmylation
Cellular component (GO): cytoplasm
Molecular function (GO): UFM1 conjugating enzyme activity
Source: RefSeq, a predicted model, not a curated record
AGACUAGAUCCGGAAAACCUAAACUGGUGGAUCACAAUCGUGAGAAAAUGGUGGAUGCUGCUACCAAGAAAACUCUUAACAACAUUCCAUUACUUAAGACUAAAGCAGGGCCGCGUGACAAGGACUUAUGGCCAGCUAGAUUGAAAGAAGAAUACCAGUCAUUGAUAAAGUAUGUUGAGAACAACAAGGAAGCGGACAAUGAUUGGUUUAGACUCGAAUCAAACAAGGACGGAACGAGAUGGUGGGGGAAAUGCUGGCAUAUCCAAGAUCUCUUGAAGUACGAGUUUGAAUUGGAAUUUGACAUCCCUGUAACAUACCCUGCCACGUCACCAGAGAUCGCCAUUCCAGAGCUGGACGGGAAAACCGCCAAGAUGUACAGAGGAGGAAAGAUCUGCCUGACGGAUCACUUCAAGCCACUGUGGGGAAAGAAUGUGCCCAAAUUUGGCAUCGCACAUGCAAUGGCAUUAGGGUUGGGUCCAUGGCUGGCGGUAGAGAUCCCUGAUUUAAUAUCAAAAGGACUUGUGAGACACAAAGAUGAAGGAGCUGCUUCCAAUUCAUAACGUUAGAGAUCUCUUUGUUUAGUAGAACUUUAUUAUAUCCUCGGCCCUGUCCUGCAAAGACUUAUGAUUGUUCUGAUCAACCUCAACUAUAUGGAAGUCCAUCAAUGUCAUAAUUUUUUUCUAAAGGAAGUUUGCACGAUGUCCUUUGUAAAACAAAGAGAAGCGUACCAUAUUCUCAAGAGAACAAUGAAUGCAUGCACAUACAUCAUAUCUAGAAAACAUCUCGCACAAACAUUUCAAGAAGUUGACGUUGCUGGUUUUCCAUCGUUGUGGUUGAUUCGAUCCAUCGUUGUGGUUGAUUUGAUCAAUCGUAACUAUUUGUGAGACUGGGCCCCGAGGAAAUUCAUUAAAGACUGUGUCAUGGAUUUUAAUUGUUUUCAAUUUCUAUGGAAAGCCUGUGAUGUCAUAAUUAGUCAUCUAACACAUGUACCGUAUGUUUGUGUGUAAUUCCCAUGAGUACAGGACAUGCAUUGUAUGCACUACUAGGGACUUGUAACACAAAGCUUGGCGAUUGAUCAUGUGACUGAUUUUAUGUUUGAUCGUACAUUAUUGUCACUAUUAAUCCUGUGUUCAAUCACUUAGCUUUAUGUUACCGGGCCUCGGGACUGUCUUACAGAGAGUUGUGUUAUUGUGUUUGAUCUGAAAUUCUAUCUUUUAAGGGCACAAAAUAGAUCAAUCACGAUAUCGCGUCAUGUAUCAUUAGUUCAAACAUCAACACACUCCUCUUCAUCUACAAAGUGAUACUACAUACGUACAGCAUGUGCACUCUUUCUAGGUGACCAGUCAUGGCAUUGGCUUCAUGUAUUGCAAUCACUGUUGAAGCCCAGGACCCUGUCUAACAAUGAGUUGUGACUGAUCCAAUUCUAAUCAAUCAAUUAUGGAAAGCCAGUGACUCCAUCAUCGAGAAUAUACAAAUCUUUUUAAAGUGGUCUCUACAUAAUUAUGAUGAACAUCAUAUUGCAUGUGUCAUUGUUGUAUCUUGGUAUGCAAGUUAUAAACUCAGAAAAAAAUUAAAGGAAUCCCAAACUCAAGGAGAGAAUCAAUCUGGGUUAAUAAUUCACAUCUAAUCUUACACUAGUGUGAUGAAAGGUUAUUGAAACAUGGCUUACCAUAAUCUAGUCAUGUAUAUGGUUGUAUGUAACUUAUUUAGCUUAAGCUACCACUUUAUCUGAUCCCAUUCCAAUUAAUCAAUUCUGGAAAGCCAGCGACUCAAACAUCUCGAAUAUAAGAAGCUUUUCAAAGUGGUCUCUCAGUACGAUGAACAUCAUAUUGCAUGUGUCAUCACUGCAACCCAGUGUUCAGGUUAUAAACUCAGAAAAAAAUAAAGGAAACUAAAACUCAAGGAAAGAAUCAGGCUUAGAAGAUGAGUAUUUACUUUCAUAUCUCUUCUUACGCAAGUGCGAUGAAAGAUUAUUGAGAGAACCAUAUACUAGUAGCCAAGUCGUGUAUAUGAUUGUACUAUAAGUCAUAAAUAUCAAAUAAGAUUUAUCCCUUAAAUGCAUGGAUAGCUGUACAUGGCAGCUUAAUUGAGGCAGGGGAUACUUACUCUUGGAGAUAGCAGUGUCAGCUUACUUAUAAUUUUGCCAGAGGACACAAAGAGCAGCUUAUAUAACCCAGCUCCAACUUGAGCUGCCACUCUAUCAUCAGCAGUGCUCGAUGUAUUCAUGGAAAUAAUCCUACUGCUUACCCAUUGAGCUCUUCUGAGUGCAGCAUGAUGUGGAUACAUUUCUUGCUGAAGGAAACUAUAUGCCAUGGCUGGGAUUUGAACCCGUGCCCCUGUUGUUUCAAAGUCUGGAGACUAAUCCACUGGGCCACAAUGAUCCACAUGGCGUAGAGUUCCCAUUGUCUAAAAUGCAAAUCUUUUGCAGUGAAAUUUACAAACCUGAAAAAUCAUUUGUAAUUAGUGGAAUCCUCAAGUAAAAAAAUGCAUAAACUCAUGGAGAACAUGUGCUUUAAUACUGCAAACUGAGUUAACAGCUUUCCAACAACUCAGUUUUGUUUAAUUUUACUUGGCUUUGAUUUUAAUUAUUUUCACUGUACUUUUCAUAAUUCAUGCUUUUGGGUUAAUUUUUUUGUCACAUUUGUUAUGAAAUCUAUGAAUUCUGUAUUCUUCCCAAAUUCUGUACAAUCCCUCUGUUUUCUGUAUGACAGAGAACUGGGAACAGUAUAUUAAAAAGAUAAUGGUGUUUAUUUACCAAACUGCAAAAAAAAUAUAUAUGUACCGUUGACCGGUGAAGCAAGAACUCAGUAGUCAACAAGAAAAGAAAGGUAAGAAUAUUUUAGUUGUCCAUUGUUUAUGUAUUAGAUAUAUUUAAUUAGCAACUCUGACAGUUUUAUGAAAAGUAUGAAACAAUCAUUGAUGUAAUGAAAUUUUCUUUUCUGAAAAGGGGUUGUCACACGACUCACAAAAGGGGAACAGAUCGUGAAAUGACUUGUCAGAAGUUUUAUCUGACAAGUCCUGUUUUAUCCAAGUUACCGUAGUAACUGUGCUUCUCAGCCAAUCAGAAUCAAGGAAAAAUGUCAGAUGAAAAAUAUUGAUGAAAUGCUCCCCUGGACUUUUUUGCCAGAGUAUGAUGACAUAAAGAAGUCUGUAACUUUGCUCAAGUCAAAACAUUUGGGGGACCAUGGAAAUAUGUUUGCCUUUAAUAGUAGAAAUUUUAUUUAUGAGAGUUAGAUAACCCUUAUUUUGCACAAUCUUGGGCCCGAUUCGUAAAGAGUUAUAAAAUAUAUGCACAACUACCGGUAUUAUAUCUGCCGUUAUGGCAGCUACCGUGGAAACACAACUAAGUCGCCAAUCACAAUCCCAUGUUUCCAUGGAAGAUGAAAUAAUGAAAAAUUGCAAUAGUUUUAAAUCUUAAUGAAAUGGGUACAUGAUCUAAGGAAAAAUUGCUAUGAUUGGGAAAAAUAUCUACUUAAAGAGGAGGCGCGAUAGCUCAGAAGAGUUGGGUUUUGGGUUCCGGUGACCCGGGUUCGAUUCCCACUUUGUGCGCUAGUGCCCUUUGGUAAGGCAUUAAUUCUCAUGACCAGGUUCCUUGGGGAGGACCUUGAGCCGUCAGUCCCCUGGUUGCUUGCUUACAAGCAUCCAUGCUUUCUUGGCAAUUGGGUAAAAAAUCACCACCAUUUACCAAACACGUUCAACUGUAUUUCUUGGUGAAACAAAAUGUUGUUUUGAUGUCAAGAAAGGAAUUUAAAGAAAUAGAAUUACAUGAGAAAACAGCUUGCCAUAUGUUCGUUGGCAUAUGCUUCUAAAGACAUCUUGGGCCCUGUCUUACAAAGAGUUACGUUUGAUCCAAUAACUGUAUGGAUAUCCAUCAAUGUCAUAAUUUUUUCUGAAGGACAUUUAAACAUCCAUUGAUAAACAAAGGGAAGCUCACUGAAUUUUCAACAAAAUGAUAAAUAUAUGAAUACUCGUAUCUAAAAAAUCUUUUGAACAAAGAUGCAUUACAGAUGUUGACUUAGCUGGCUAUCCAUAGUUGUGGUUGAUUGGAUCAAUUUAAAUUCUUUGUAAGACGGACCCAGAUGUAAUAGCCCCCUAACUAUUUGUCUUAUAUUUUAAUACAUUACCAAAUAUAUACAUAUAUGCAUGUGUAUUACACAAAUAAAAUGAAACAAACUA